Durusdinium trenchii is the source of this 1207-nucleotide messenger RNA. The record is from the annotation of a GenBank genome assembly. Lineage: Eukaryota; Dinophyceae; Suessiales; Symbiodiniaceae.
AGGCACAGAAGCUUGGUCAAGAUACGUUUGCAGAAGAGCCGCAGGAGAAAAAGGUUUCUGAGUACGCCAAAUGGAUGGAGCAAGGUGAAACAUCAACAGCGACUCCGCCAAACCAGGUUUGCAGCGGGACUGUGUGCGUCUCCAGGAAGUUGGUGCCACGCAGGGAAGUGAAACAAAUCCAUGUGAGGAGUGGUGCGUUGAUCGACUUCAUCGAGUUCGCUUUCACGACUGGAGAGCCGCUGAAAAUCGGCGAAGGGAAAGGUGACGAACAAGAGCCUUUCACCUUGGAGCCGGGCGAGGUCAUCACUGAGAUCCACGGUGGGCAAGGUGCUUUGCUGGAUCGAGUGCAAUUCGUCACCAGUUUGGGGCGAACUUCUUCAGCCUAUGGCGGAACAGGGGGAGAAAACUUCACAUUCAAGGUGACAGAAGGGAAGAUGAUUACUGGUUUGGACCGAGCCGUUGGAUUGGCGGGCAAAAUUACUAAUAUCCACGAAUCUCUAUCCAGACCUUUGACGGAAGCCGAAAAAGCGUAUGACGAAGCUACCUUAAAUUUGGAGGCUGCUCGACGAAGUCUUGACGCCAAAGAAGUGGAAUUGGGGAAGUUGCGGCUCAAGAUCGAGGACUCCACUGGAACACAUGCUGCCUACAAGGCUUUGCAGAAAUGCGGUGAGUCAACCGUGGGUGAAUACUCCUACAAGAUUUGCCCCUUUGAAGAUGCCAAGCAGGGACAUGUGAGUUUGGGAAGAUGGAAAGGUUGGGCCAUGGACAAUCCUCACACCGGUCUUUUUGAAGGAGGUGAACGAUGUUUCAGCGGCAUCGUGCGAUCAUUGCGGGUCACCUUUGAGUGUGGAGAAGAUUAUGCAAUUGAGAGUGCUCCUUGGAUUUUGUGUUGCGGAUCUUUUGCUGUGCAGGUCAGCAGCGCUACACUGAUGCAUUUCCACAUAUUUCCAAUCAAUGGCACAGCAAUCGGAUGAUUGAAGUGCCACGUUUCCAAGGUGAAAGAACCAAGUCAGUGUGUUUAUGAAGCAACUAUGACGCAUCCUGCUGCCUGUGACCCCAAAGCUUUUGAAAUCGGUGAAGACAGGGUCUUGGGACCACAUGAAGCUCAUGUGGAACUUUGACAAGAAGCUACAAACAACAUCAAACAACCUAUGUCAUCUAUGUUGGAUGUUUCAUGAGAGGGACCCUCUUUUUUGCUGUCAACAGG